Molecule: messenger RNA, 1314 nt
Organism: Drechmeria coniospora
Lineage: Eukaryota; Fungi; Ascomycota; Sordariomycetes; Hypocreales; Ophiocordycipitaceae
Exons: 2
Coding region: 1-1314 (437 amino acids)
Source: RefSeq, a predicted model, not a curated record
AUGGUCUCCUUCUUCGGCAUCAGGCUCGGCAGCGACAGGAAGAAGUCCCCGAAGCCCACGAAGCCGCCGAAAUGGAAUGCCGCCAAGGACCCUCGCCUCGAUGACCUCGCUCCUCCUCGCCGGCCGCCGUCUCGUCCGGGUUCGUGCUCGACCUCGAGGCCGGCCUCCAACUGGCGUGCCGUCUUUCGCAACCCCGCCAUGGCCUCCUCGAUGCACGACCUUACCCAGAGCCCCCGCGGCCUGCAGCACCACGCCUCCGAGUCCAACCUUCGGCCGAGGAGGGCCAGCCUGGUCCUGCCGCCGCCGCCGGGGCCCGCGAGGGCCAACUGCCCGGGCAUCAUCUCCCAGCCCGCCUCGCCCGAGCUCGACCCGAACCCCAUCGGCGUCGCCUACCCCUCGCCGCCGCCUUCGGACCACUCCGGCAGCGCCGCCGUCUCGCCCAUGAUUCACCAUGCCCUCACCUUCCCCAUCGCCGCCGUCCCGAGCCCCGUGGCCUUUGCGCCGCGCGCGUCCGACGAGAGGCCCCGCGCCCUCCGCGGCGCCCUCGCGAGGCGCGACACCCUCACCUUCCACCAGCCCCGCCGGGAGAGCGUCGCCAUCAAGUUCGACGAGGGCGUGCGGCGGACGCGCCAGGUGGAGGGCUUCAGCGGCAACUUUGCCGAGUUCGACUUUGGCGACAUUCUCAAGAGCAUCCCCAGGAGCGCCGGCGACGGCCGAGUCGAGACGGCCUCGGCCGCCGCCCCCGAAUCCCAGAGGGGGGAGCCCCCGUCCGUAGGGCCGCGACGCGGCUUCCACGCGAACCGGUCCGGCAACCGUGCGCCUCCUCCGAAGCCGCUCCAACCCGUGGCCGCCUCCGAGGAGCCGAGCCCGAGUCCUUUCCCGACCCCCGACGAGACGAGGUGCCCGCAGGCGGUCCCGAGUCCCCUCUUCACCGCCGCCGCCGAGUUCUCGAAAUCAAAAGGCCUGCUGCGCGGCCGCAAGCCCGAGGAUCCAAGCCCGUCGUUCGACUCGUGGUCCGACCCCUCGCCCCGCCGCUCGGCCAUACCGGCGCCCCUGUCGACGGCCCGCGGCUCGCCCGUGCCCUUCCUCCCCUGCCCGGCCUUUCCCUCGCUCGCCCAUUCCGUUUCGAGCGAGAAUCUGGACUUUGCCAUUGCCUUUGACGAGCCUCCGAAGCAUUCGCCGCUCGUGCCGGAGAGAGCGGCGAGCCCCGUGCGCAUGGAGGUGAAAAAGGCACCGCCGCGCCUGUCCACGAUGCCCUCGGCUACCUGGACGCCGCGGUCGCCCGUGGAGGCCCAGGUCGGCGGUUUCAUAUGA